This is a messenger RNA of Phyllostomus hastatus (greater spear-nosed bat), 426 nucleotides long. Its product is annotated as 40S ribosomal protein S16-like. Gene Ontology annotation, biological process: maturation of SSU-rRNA from tricistronic rRNA transcript (SSU-rRNA, 5.8S rRNA, LSU-rRNA); translation. Lineage: Eukaryota; Metazoa; Chordata; Mammalia; Chiroptera; Phyllostomidae. The transcript has a single exon. Gene Ontology annotation, cellular component: ribosome; cytosolic small ribosomal subunit. The record is from RefSeq and is a predicted model, not a curated record. Gene Ontology annotation, molecular function: structural constituent of ribosome; RNA binding.
AUGGCAUCCAAAGGUCCUCUGCAGUCCGUGCAGGUCUUCGGACAGACGGCCACAGCGGUGGCGCACUGCAAAGGGAGCAAUGGUCUCAUCAAGGUGAACGGGUGGCCCCUGGAGAUGAUCAAGCUCCGCACGCUGCAAUACAAGCUCCUGGAACCUGUUCUGCUUCUGGGGAAGGAGUGAUUUGCUGGCGUGGACAUCUGAGUCCGCGUAAAGGGUGGUGGUCAUGUGGCCCAGAUUUACGCAAUCCGCCAGUCCAUCUCCAAAGCCCUGGUGGCCUAUUACCAGAAAUAUGUGGAUGAGGCUUCCAAGAAGGAGAUCAAAAACAUCCUCAUCCAGUAUGACCGGACCCUGCUGGUAGCUGAUCCCUGUCGCUGCGAAUCCAAAAGCUUUGGUGCCCGUGCUCGCUACCAGAUAUCCUACCGAUAA